Molecule: messenger RNA, 2071 nt
Organism: Anneissia japonica
Lineage: Eukaryota; Metazoa; Echinodermata; Crinoidea; Comatulida; Comatulidae
Product: carbohydrate sulfotransferase 11-like
Biological process (GO): carbohydrate biosynthetic process
Cellular component (GO): membrane
Molecular function (GO): sulfotransferase activity
Source: RefSeq, a predicted model, not a curated record
UUGGCCUAAUAUUCGUCGUUAUGGUAACUUAUGGUACAUGAUAUGAUACAAUACAAUGCGUACUUGUCGGAUUACAAUCUACUUCCGAGUUGCUAUAGUGUUAUCCAUUGGAACUUUCAUAUAUCUGCUAACCAGCGGUAAACACCAUAGGCCUACUCAAAACCGUGAAGGUAGCCGGCUUAUGAUGGGAUUUCAUAUUGGUCCGGACGGCGAACCUACUAACCACCAGGCGAGUAUCAGAGAAAUGAUAAUUGAAAAUGUACAGUUGAAGAGGAGACGGAAUUUGGAAAAACACUGCCAUCGAAAACCUAGCAAUAGCCUUCCUGUCUACGCUCAGAGACACACUUACGUCGUAGAUAAGUACAGAUUAAUGUAUUGUUUCAUCCCAAAAGUCGGCUGUAGUAACUGGAAGCGGAUUAUGAUGGUGCUUCAUGGCCAAAAGACCAAUGUGGAUCACCUGACGUCUGGGGAAGUUCACAAGACAGCUACAAUGCCAUUUUUAACGGCGUACAGCAAAACACAGCAAGCAAAAAAAAUUUCUAAUUACACAAAGUUCUUGUUUAUACGCCAUCCGUUCAAAAGAUUACUUUCAGUAUACAAAAACAAGUUUGAGAGUUUAAGUUAUUACCGAGGAAAUCCACAUUUCCAUCGCUACGGAAAACAUAUCAUCAAACGAUGGCGAGAAAACCCGGCCCCGCAUGCUCUAGAUACAGGCGAAGGCGUAACCUGGCCAGAGUUCGUCGACUACUUGAUUCACCUGCCGGAAAGAAAACGUUUUGAGAAAGACGAUUACUUUAACGACCAUUGGCGGGAAAUGUACAAAAUCUGUGCGCCUUGUUCUGUGAAGUACGAUUUUAUUGGAAAUUUAGAAGACGUUGUUGACGAGUCCAAAUAUCUAUUGGACAGGUUGCAUAUUAGUGACAAAGUAAGAUACCUGUCGUCAGACAGUAGUCGACCGACUAACAGUUCCGAUUUGUCAACGUAUAAUAAAUAUUUUGGCAUGCUUGACAAUGAACAAAUCCUAGGACUGUGGAAAAUAUAUAAAGUUGACUUUUUAUUGUUUGGGUAUGACAAACCUGAUUUUGUUCCGUAACAUUUUCAGGUAAGGGGCCUAAUGUAGCCUAUAAUGAAUUUUCAUGUGAUUUUCUAUAUAAUAGGCUUAAUUUACAAUUCAUCUAUUACAAUGUUGAAUAUUUUAAUAACCACAGACUUUUUGUAACAAUGCACUUAUUGAAGAGCUUAUUAACAAUUAGAAUUACACCCCAUAGCAUUUACAUAAAGCGCCAAACCAGUCAAACAUCCCCAAUGAGCAGAAAGACCAAACUCAACAAAACAAUACGAUUACUUAAACGACGAUUACUUUAAUGAUGCUGAAAUAACAUAUGGAACUAUACUUUUAAAACAAACACGUUAUGUAGAACAUUUUCUGUGUGCUUUACAGAUGUUAAAUGUCAAUAGUUUAAGACGUAAUGUGUAAAUGGAUUUAUUGAGCACUUCCUAAUACAGAAUAUUUUAAUAAUAUUUUAAUAAUGCUCUGCUAUGCAACUGAUUGAGAUUACCAAUAGCGCCAGCAUGAUGUUUAACCUCAUUUCAUGAAUAUUGCAGGUCGAUCCAUGGUUUAUUGAUAGAGUCCAUACUAGUUCUAACUCUUUGAUUAUGCUGCAGGACUAUGGUUACCGUAAAUGCUCGAAUAAGCGCCGCGUUUAUAAGAAAUGCUUGUGUCUUCUUUGUGUUAUUUAUUCAGUUUAACACUGUAUACAUUUGAAUUUAUAACCCUGUUUCAUUACACACACAUGGAUACUAUUGGCUACUCGAGAGCGGCGCUUAUUCGAGCAUUUACGGUAGUCAUGUUUUUGUUAAACCAUGGUUAAACCUAAUACUGUACACCAAAGAUAGUCAACAUUUAUAGAUGAUAGGUCUAUCGAGGUAAUUUGAAGUAAGCCUAGAUUAUUCUGGUCUGUUUAUAUUUAUAUUGGCCUACAGUAGUAAUGGUUAUUUUGUGUACCGUAGGCCUAUAUGUUAUAUGGAUUUUACAUCUGAAACCAAUAAAUGAAUAAUGAAUAGUAUAGGG